AUGGCCCCGUGGUCCGCACCUCCUCCGCCUCCGCCUCCGCCUCCACCUCUCGCCGCGCCGCCGCCGCCCGGCGCCUCGGUUAAGGGCCCGCCGGCGCGCAAGCUGCUUUUCAUGUGCACCUUGUCCCUGUCCGUCACCUACCUGUGCUACAGCCUCCUGGGCGGCUCGGGCUCCCUGCAAUUCCCCCUGGCGCUGCAGGAGCCGCCGGGCGCCGCCGCCGAGCCCCCGCCAAGCCCGCCGCCACCCUCUCUGCCGCCUCCCCCCGUGCGCCUCGGCGCCCCCUCGCAGCCGCCCGCGCCGCCGCCGCAGGACAACGCGAGCCGCGGGGAGCCGCCCGAGCCCCCCGAGCAGCCCGCCGCCCCCGGGGCCGACGGCUGGGGACUGGCGAGCGGCGGCGGGGGCGCCCGGGACGCCUGGCUCCGGGCCCCGCUGGCCUCUAGCGAGAUGGUCACGGCGCAGAGCGCGCUGCUGGAGAGGGAAGCGCAGGAGUCGAGCACCACCGACGAGGAGCUCGCAGGCCGGAGGGCGGCCAACGGGAGCAGCGUGAGGGGCGGCGCCGUCAGCACCCCCGACUAUGGGGAGAAGAAGCUGCCACAGGCGCUUAUCAUCGGGGUCAAGAAAGGAGGGACCCGCGCCCUGCUGGAGGCGAUCCGAGUGCACCCGGACGUGCGGGCGGUGGGCGUAGAGCCGCACUUCUUCGACAGGAACUAUGAAAAGGGGCUGGAAUGGUACAGAAAUGUGAUGCCUAAGACUUUGGAUGGGCAGUUAACCAUGGAGAAGACACCAAGUUACUUUGUGACAAAUGAGGCCCCCAAGCGCAUCCACUCCAUGGCCAAGGACAUCAAACUCAUCGUGGUGGUGAGAGACCCCGUGACCAGGGCCAUCUCCGAUUACACCCAGACACUGUCAAAGAAACCCGAGAUCCCCACCUUCGAGGUGCUGGCCUUCAAAAAUCGGACCCUAGGGCUGAUCGAUGCCUCCUGGAGCGCCAUUCGAAUAGGGAUCUAUGCUCUGCAUCUGGAAAACUGGCUCCAGUAUUUCCCCCUCUCUCAGAUCCUCUUCGUCAGCGGUGAGCGACUCAUAGUGGACCCCGCCGGGGAAAUGGCCAAAGUACAGGAUUUUCUAGGCCUCAAGCGUGUUGUGACUGAGAAACAUUUCUAUUUCAACAAAACCAAGGGGUUCCCUUGCCUAAAGAAGCCAGAAGACAGCAGCGCCCCCAGGUGCUUAGGCAAGAGCAAAGGUCGGACUCAUCCCCGCAUCGACCCCGAUGUGAUCCACAGACUGCGGAAAUUCUACAAACCCUUCAACAUGAUGUUUUACCAAAUGACGGGUCAAAAUUUCCAGUGGGAAGAGGAAGAGGGUGACAAAUGA
Molecule: messenger RNA, 1371 nt
Organism: Balaenoptera ricei (Rice's whale)
Lineage: Eukaryota; Metazoa; Chordata; Mammalia; Artiodactyla; Balaenopteridae
Gene: HS3ST4
Product: heparan sulfate-glucosamine 3-sulfotransferase 4
Exons: 2
Coding region: 1-1371 (456 amino acids)
Molecular function (GO): [heparan sulfate]-glucosamine 3-sulfotransferase activity
Source: RefSeq, a predicted model, not a curated record